This is a messenger RNA of Asparagus officinalis (garden asparagus), 2753 nucleotides long. Its product is annotated as conserved oligomeric Golgi complex subunit 3-like. The record is from RefSeq and is a predicted model, not a curated record. Gene Ontology annotation, cellular component: cis-Golgi network; COG complex; membrane. Gene Ontology annotation, biological process: intracellular protein transport; intra-Golgi vesicle-mediated transport; Golgi organization. NCBI's taxonomy places the organism in Eukaryota, Viridiplantae, Streptophyta, Magnoliopsida, Asparagales, Asparagaceae. The transcript has 25 exons. The coding region runs from base 95 to 2422 and encodes 775 amino acids.
AAAGUUAACCAGAAAAAGAGCUCGCUGAUUGUCGUUAGAUCAACUGUAACUUCUCUCUUUUCCUUCUCUCCUCUCCUCUUCUCACCUCUCGUCCAUGGCGACGGCCAGUUUCCCCAAGUCUGGCGCCAUUUCCCGAGGCUACAAUUUCGCCUCAACAUGGGAACAGCACGCUCCGCUGACGGAGAAACAACACGCCGCGAUCGCAUCGCUCUCCAAUGCGGUCACCGAGCGCCCGUUCCCUCCAAAUCUGUCUCAAGAUCAGGUCACAGGCAAGGAAAGUAAUGGUAAUUCAACGGUUUCUAUUGAUGAUUCAGCCAAUAAGGCUGCUGCAAUGGAUGCUGUUCUGGUUAAUACUCACCAGUUUUACAAAUGGUUUUUGGAUCUGGAAUCAGCGAUGAAUUCAGAGACGGAGGAGAAGUAUAAUCUCUAUGUCAAUACAUUGGUAGAGAGGAUUCAGAUAUGUGAUGGAAUUCUUAAUCAGGUGGAUGAUACCCUCAAGUUAUUAGAUGAACUACAAAUGCUACACCAGACUGUUGCAACAAAAACUAAAGCCUUGCAUGAUGCCUGCGAUCGGUUGUUGCUUGAAAAGCAGAGAUUAGUUGAUUUUGCAGAGGCGCUUCGAAGUAAGCUCAACUAUUUUGAUGAAUUGGAGAAUGUUUCUACCAAUUUCUAUUCUGCAAAUAUGAACAUUGGGAAUGGGCAGUUCCUUUCUCUACUGAAACGGCUCGAUGACUGUAUCUCGUAUGUUGAGAGCAACCCACAGUAUGCAGAAUCUGGUGUUUACUUGGUUAAGUUUCGACAACUCCAGUCCCGAGCAUUAGGCAUGAUUCGAUCUCACGUACUUUCAGUUCUAAAAGGUGCUUCUUCACAGGUGCAAGCUGCUAUUCGAGGCAGUGGUCCAAGCAAAAUCUCUUUUUCAGAGGGUGUUGAAGCAUCUGUUAUCUAUGUUCGCUUUAAGGCCACGGCUAGUGAGCUCAAACCUAUACUAGAAGAAAUUGAAAGUAGGUCUUCAAGGAAAGAGUAUCUCCAGAUUCUUUCAGAAUGUCACAAACUGUACUGUGAGCAGCGAUUAUCCCUGAUAAAAAGUAUUGUGCAGCAUCGUAUCACUGAGUUUUCAAGGAAAGAGAAAUUGCCAUCAUUAACUCGGUCUGGAUGUGCAUACCUAACGCAGGUCUGCCAGCUUGAGCAUCAGCUCUUUGCUCACUUUUUUCCUGUUUCUUCCAAAGAAGUCUCCGGUUUGGCUCCUUUAGUAGACCCUCUAUGCACGUACUUGUAUGACAUAAUACGCCCUAAACUGAUAUAUGAAGCAAAUCUUGAUACUCUUUGUGAACUUGCUGAUAUCCUGAAAAUCGAAGUUCUAGGGGAGCAGCUUGGUAGACAUAGCGAGUCACUUGCAGGGUUGAGAGCCACCCUUCAAAGGAUUCUAGCAGAUAUUCAUGAGAGAUUGACAUUUUGUGCUCGCACACACAUUCGCGAUCAGAUUGCAAAUUUCCAUCCUUCUGAAGAAGAUCUUGAUUACCCUGCUAGGUUGGAAAUAUUUACUGAGACAACAUCAGGCGUUGCGGUUGAUGAUAACUCUGACAUUUUCAAAACCUGGUAUCCUCCAUUGGAGAAAACAUUAUCAUGCCUAUCAAAGUUGUAUCAUUGUUUGGAACCUCCAGUUUUUACUGGGUUAGCUCAGGAAGCUGUAGAAUUCUGCUCGAUAUCCAUACAGAAUGCCAGUAAACUUGUCACAAAAAAGUCAUCUACAUUGGAUGGACAACUAUUUCUUGUUAAGCAUCUCCUUAUCUUGAGGGAACAGAUUGCGCCAUUUGAUAUUGAAUUCUCCGUCACUCACAAAGAGUUGGAUUUCUCUCAUUUGCUGGAACAUCUAAGGAGAAUCCUCAGAGGUCAAGCCUCACUAUUUGGAUCAUCCUCACUGGCUCGGAACUUCUCUCCACGUGUUCUAGAAAGUCAGAUAGAUGCCAGAAAGGAAAUAGAAAAAAGUCUGAAAGUGACAUGUGAGGAAUUCAUCAUGUGCAUCACGAAGUUAGUUGUGGACCCAAUGCUUUCGUUUGUUACCAAGGUCACUGCUGUAAAACAUGCAUUGUCCUCUGGUAGACAGGAUCAGAAGCUAAACUCUGUUUUGGCAAAACCCCUCAGGGAUCAAGCCUUUGCUACUCCAGAGAAAGUGGCUGAGCUUAUUCAGAAGGUUAACACUGCUAUGCAACAAGAUUUGCCCAAAGUGAUGACCAAGAUGAAGCUUUAUCUACAGAACCCAUCCACGCGGAUGAUCUUGUUCAAACCCAUCAAGACGAAUAUUGUGGAGGCUCAUGCACAAUUGCAGUCACUGAUAAAAUCCGAUUACUCUGCUGAAGAAAUGCAGGGCAUGGGCAUGGUGCCCAUACAAGGCCUGCAGGCUCAGCUUGACAGCCUUCUCUAGACAAGCCAAUGUCAACCGUUGUCCGUUUCAUCACAGCUAGCACGGACUCAAGUGGUCUGCUUUUAUCUGUUAUUUGAUUGCUGAAUCUCAUAGAUGUGAGAUUUUUGAUGAGAUGUGUACUGUUUUAGCUUUUGGUUGAGUAAGUUUGGUGCUUAUGUUUUUACUAUUAUAUGAUAUAUAUGGUUAGUUGUCGAGGGUAGCGGUAACCGAUAUUUCGAAGUCCACAUUAGACUAAUGAGACACGAGCUUCAAAUGGCUGCUGUUAAUUGAAUCAUGAUGAUUGUAAUAUUUAGUAGUUUUGUUUUGGCGUGAAAAUGGGGGACUUCUUGAG